Molecule: messenger RNA, 513 nt
Organism: Angiostrongylus costaricensis
Lineage: Eukaryota; Metazoa; Nematoda; Chromadorea; Rhabditida; Metastrongylidae
Source: the annotation of a GenBank genome assembly
AUGAAACCUGAAGAACGAGAAACGUUACUCGAUAUUGGGGCAGGACCGACUGUGUAUAGUGCUUUGUGUUUUCGCGACACGGUGACAAGAGUCUAUCUGUCGGACUACAUGACGAAAAAUCUUGAAGUGCUAAAGAAAUGGUGUGAGAAUACUACAACUCAUGACUGGAAACCGACAAUCAAGGUCAUUAAACGAACAGAAGGCGGUUUUCCAUUCACUAUGGAAGAAAUGGAGAAAAUUGAAACUAAAGCUCGAAUGGCGGUGAAGUGUGGAGGAAUAAUGUAUGCUAAUGUGCAUGAAGAUCCGGUCGUACCGGAUCUUCAAGGCCAAAAAAUGGAUAUCGUCGUGACAAUUUUCACACUCGAAAGUGCUUGUGAGACCUAUGCACAAUACUGCCAAUGUGUGAAGAAUAUUAUGAAACACUUGAGAUCUGGUGGUCGGUUCUUGCUCGGCUCAGUAUUAGAAGAUGACGCCUACAAUUCAGGAAAUCAUGUGAGUCUUCAUUCUGCUUAA